AUGUCCUUGGUCGUGGGGGCUCCUGGGUCUGAUCUGCAAGACAAAGGAAGCUUGAGUAAUUUGCCGUUUCGUGGAAGCUUCGUGUGCGGCUUGACAUACUUGUUAACGAGAUUGGAAGAGGCACGACAGGUUCUACAGAAAAUUAGGCCAGCAGAUGCUGAUAUAGAUGGAGAAGUAGAAGCUAUAAUGGAUGCAGCAUCUAAUGAUGUGGAAGAGGGUAAUAUUGCUAAGGUUUUCCAGUCUGCUCCAGUAAGAAGAGCACUCUUCAUUGGCUGCCUCCUACAGCUUUUCCAACAAAUAUCUGGUAUUAACACUGUCAUGUACUACAGUGCCUCCAUCAUUAGCAUGGCUGGAGUGAGAGACCAGAGCCAAGCUAUAUGGUUGGCUGCUGCAACAUCUUCUGUAAAUUUCUUCGGUACAUUCAUUGGCCUGUGGCUGGUUGAACGUGUUGGGCGGCGCUCACUCACUUUAGGAUCCUUGUUGGGAAGUACAGCAUCCUUAUUGGUCCUUGCAUUAAGCUUCCAGAUGGCUUACAUUCACAGUCCAGAUGUUUUGGUCCCCUCAACUACAGAUGACUGCCAGGCUUCCAAUUGUGGAGUUUGCACAAGCAGGUCUGAGUGUGGCUUUUGCUUCAUUGGUGAAGUUAGUAACAUAACAAACUCCUCUUGUGUAGCAGCAGAUCAUUCAGCGUUUAAUGAGAUGAGUGUCUCUGGAGUUUGUGCCAAUAAGACCAUCCUAGAAGAUGAUUUUGCAGUCUUUGCAUAUGACUGGUGUCCUUAUCAGUAUGCUUGGAUCUCCAUUCUGGGUCUAGGACUCUAUUUGGCAUUUUUCUCUCCAGGUAUGGGACCAAUGCCAUGGACCAUCAAUAGUGAAAUUUACCCUGGUUGGGCACGCUCAACCUGCACCAGCAUCACCACUGCAGUAAACUGGGCAUCGAACCUUCUUGUGUCACUGACUUUUCUCACUCUCACAGAGGUUUUGCUCAAGCAUGGUGCCUUCUACCUGUACAUGGUUUUAGCUGCCGUUGGCUUCCUUACUUUCUACUUCAUUCUUCCGGAAACUCGUGGAGUUCCGCUAGAAAAUAUGGAAAGACUCUUUUCAAAGCCGUUUUGUUCGAGGCAAAGGAGAGAAAGAACAAAUACUUUAGUUUACGACUAUAUGCAGUAUAAAUAUGAAAUUUUUAUGUUACGGUUGUAA
Molecule: messenger RNA, 1197 nt
Organism: Penaeus vannamei (Pacific white shrimp)
Lineage: Eukaryota; Metazoa; Arthropoda; Malacostraca; Decapoda; Penaeidae
Source: RefSeq, a predicted model, not a curated record